Molecule: messenger RNA, 1104 nt
Organism: Suncus etruscus (white-toothed pygmy shrew)
Lineage: Eukaryota; Metazoa; Chordata; Mammalia; Eulipotyphla; Soricidae
Gene: WARS2
Product: tryptophanyl tRNA synthetase 2, mitochondrial
Exons: 6
Coding region: 7-1104 (365 amino acids)
Biological process (GO): mitochondrial tryptophanyl-tRNA aminoacylation
Cellular component (GO): mitochondrion; mitochondrial matrix
Molecular function (GO): ATP binding; tryptophan-tRNA ligase activity
Source: RefSeq, a predicted model, not a curated record
UCCUCAAUGCGGAAGGCGCGUGGGUGCUGGAGCUUCAUCCGGCGACAUCACAAAGGACCCGCCAUUACUUGCGCUCCCCAGAGACCGGAAGCUGGAUCUCCACCUCGUCAGAAAGAUGCCACAACACGAGUGUUCUCUGGCAUUCAGCCGACAGGAAUACCACACCUGGGAAAUUACUUGGGAGCUAUUGAGAGCUGGAUCAGAUUGCAGGAGGAGCAUAGCUCUGUGCUCUACAGCAUUGUCGACCUACACUCCAUCACUGUCCCCCAGGACCCAGGCAUGCUUCGGCAGAGCAUCUUGGAUAUGACCGCUGUUCUUCUGGCUUGUGGCAUAAACCCCAACAAGUGCAUACUUUUCCAACAAUCUCAGGUGUCUGAACACUCAGAGUUAAGUUGGAUCCUUACGUGCAUGGUCAGGCUACCUCGACUGCAGCAUUUACACCAGUGGAAGGCAAAGACUGCCACGCAGAAGCAGGAGGGAACCAUGGGCCUUCUCACCUACCCAGUUCUCCAGGCAGCUGACAUUUUGCUAUACAAGUCCACACACGUUCCUGUCGGGGAGGAUCAAGUUCAGCACUUAGAGCUAGUUCAAGACCUAGCACGAGGGUUUAACAAGAAGUACGGGGAGUUCUUCCCAGUACCUACAUCCAUCCUCACAUCAAUGAAGAAGGUAAAAUCCCUUCGUGAUCCAUCCGCCAAAAUGUCCAAAUCAGACCCAGACAAAUUUGCCACCGUCAGAAUAACAGACAGCCCAGAGGAGAUUGUGAACAAAUUCCGCAAGGCCAUCACAGACUUCACAUCAGAGGUCACAUAUGACCCCAACACCCGGGAGGGUGUCUCCAACCUGAUCGCCAUUCAUUCAGCUGUGACUGGUAUCUCAGUGGAGGAAGUUGUGAGUCGAAGCGCUGGCUUGGACACCGGCCGCUACAAGCUGGUAGUGGCAGAAGCCGUGAUCGAGAAAUUUGCCCCAAUUAAGAGUGAAAUUGAAAAACUGAAGCUGGACCAGGGCUAUCUAGAGACAGUUUUGCAAGCUGGGUCAGCAAAAGCCAAAGAAUUAGCCUAUCCCAUUUGUCAAGAGGUGAAAAAAAUGGUGGGAUUUCUCUAG